AUGGAUGGACGGGCAAUUGUAAUUGACAAUGGCUCAUACGAAUGCAGAGCUGGCUUUUCUGUGAAAAACCAGCCUGUUAUGAGGUUUCGAAACAUCGUUACGAAAUCACGUUCUCGCAUAAAGGAGACUUUUGUUGGAGCUCCACCCGGUGAAUUUGACUACACCCAAUACAAUAUCAAAUCUGCUUUCGAGAAUAAUGUUGUUACUCAAAUAGAUGUUCAGGAAUCCGUAUUCGAUUACAUAUUUUCGAACCUUAACAUUACCAGUUCGGGAAUUGAUUAUCCAAUUAUAAUGAGUGAGGCUCUAUUCUGCCCUCAGCAAAGUCGAUCAUUGAUUUCAGAACUUCUUUUUGAGACGUAUUCGGCUAAUAAAUUAACAUACUUCGUCGAUGGUCUCGCGUCUUAUUAUUCCAAUUUUGGAUCAGAUCUUAAAGUAGACACUAUGACGGUUUCUCUCGGAUAUCACACGUCUCAAUUAAUUCCCAUUUCACAUGGAGAGUACAUUCCACCUGCGUGCCGUCGAAUUUCUAUUGGAGGGUCGUAUAUUUCGUGGUACCUACAAAAACUUUUAUCACUCAAAUAUCCAUGCCACGCUGAUAAGUUUAGCAUCACGGUUGCUGAGGACAUUGUCCAUCAAUUUGGAAAAGUUUGUGAGAAUUAUCGUGAGGAGAUGCAACGUUGGAAAGAUGAAGCAUAUUGCCAAGAGAAUACUCGAACUUGGUCUCUUCGCUAUUCUAACGAAACACAACGGAAAGCAGAAGAGCUAGCUGAAAGAAGACAAUUUCAGGCUGAUCGAUUAAGGGAAAUCCACCGUAAGCGGACGUUAGAUAAGAUGAAAGAAGAGGGGUGCUCAGAUGAUUCGGAUGAGAACCAGAGCUACACGUGUGAGGUCAAAAGAGUUCAUCUAUGUGACGAUAAAAACGAGUUGGAAUAUAAGGAUUCGAAUGAGGACACUCCACCCAUUUCUGAAUCGGGAAUUGGAGGGGAGGAUGUUUUGCGGAAGCUUGCGAACCUUCGAGAACGGAAAGCUAUGGAAUUUCUCUCCUCACUGGCUUGUCCCGCCUCUGUUCAGGCGCAAAUAACAGCAGCCCAACCUAAUACCAACCAAGGUUUGACGGAAGCGAAACUGAAACGCCGACAACAGGCUGCCAGUGAUCUCGAAGCAAGACGAGGAGAUGACCUCUCUCUCUGGCUCUCGCAAAUCAACAACACACGUCAACGCAUUUCCAGACAACGAACUCUGCGUCUAUCGAAAGUGGAUCUAGCCACCGAGUUGGGUCUUCACAGUAUGGAUCACGCAGAUGAUGUCAAGGUUGCGGGUCAAGUGUCAGCCGCGGAUAGAAAGCAACGCAAAAUUGAAAAGAUUCGUUCAAUGACCAAUGAGCUUAAGUCGGAUCGUGGGAAACGCCUGGAUAAUGGUCGUGGCGGCGGGGUCAAAAAAUCAACGACUCCUAAUACCAACCUCGAAGACGAGGACAAUUGGCCAGAUGCUGAUGUUGACGAGGAGGAAAUGGUAGGUCUGGAAAGCAGUUUUAGCGAUGAUGGAGAGUUUGAUGAAGAUGCAGAAUUCCAGGAGGGUCUCGAUUUAAUGGAUACGAGGGGAGUGACAGAGGAGAAUGAGGAGACAAUGUCUCUCUCCCCUGAGCGUCCCCCAUCUCCUUCCUCGUUUUACACUGCUCUGAGUAGGAAUAGGAGUCGGUCGAGGCUACGAACGAAGGAUGCUUUCGAUCGAUUGGAAGAGGAUGCGGGUGAUAUCUCGGAAUGCGAGAGAGAUCAGCUUGCUGUUUUGGAUAGCGUUCGUGCAGCAUAUGAUCCGGAAUUCAUCAAAGAAACAGGGACAGUAGGAUUGAAGGUUGAUGUCUCUGAGUACUACAAAAUUCGUCUCACCACAGAGCCUACUCGCUCAACAGAAGUACUCUUUGAGAGAAGUCUCUUGGGUGACUCACAAUCGGGAGUAGGCGAAUGCCUGUCAUGGGUACUACGAGACUCUUCGCGUUACCUCUUUGGAGAUAGCGCCAGUGUUAACAAUUCCUGGGUUCCGCGACGACUGUUCCUUACCGGCGGACCGGCUGCACUUCCCGGAAUGCCGCAACGAAUGCGACUGGAACUACAGCAGCUCCUCCCCUGGAAACCGGAAGGAAAUCCUCUCGAUGUGAUAGUCGCCGUUGACCCAAGCCUGGACGCUUGGAAAGGCGCACAAAUGUGGACUAAAACAGCAGCCGAAAACGGUUUCACCGAAUUCACAACAAGGCAAGUCUAUGAGGAGUGUGGAUUUGACUACCUGACCGAAACUGCCAUUAGCAACCGUUUUUACGCCAGUCUUAAGGACCUACAAGUAAAUCCCAAGUUCAAUCCCGGAAGGGGUAGGCAAAUUGCUGGAGUUUUGCCAAAAUCUCAAAAUCACGAAUUAUAA
Rodentolepis nana is the source of this 2412-nucleotide messenger RNA. The record is from the annotation of a GenBank genome assembly. NCBI's taxonomy places the organism in Eukaryota, Metazoa, Platyhelminthes, Cestoda, Cyclophyllidea, Hymenolepididae.